UCUCUUUUUUUAGAGUGUGAUCAUAUCAUAUUAUAUCAUACACACACACAUAUGUAUAUAUAUACGAAUUAGAAUCAGAAAAGCUAUAAGCAAAAGCCAUUGCUGAAGAAAAUGAGCACAGCAAGGUUUAUCAAAUGUGUGACUGUGGGAGAUGGAGCAGUGGGAAAGACUUGUAUGCUCAUUUCUUAUACAAGCAAUACAUUUCCAACGGAUUAUGUCCCCACAGUGUUCGACAAUUUCAGUGCCAAUGUGGUGGUCGACGGUAGCGUUGUGAACCUAGGCCUAUGGGAUACUGCAGGGCAAGAAGAUUACAAUAGGCUAAGGCCAUUAAGCUAUAGAGGAGCAGAUGUGUUUUUGUUGGCCUUCUCUCUGAUAAGCAAAGCCAGUUAUGAGAACAUUUCCAAAAAGUGGAUUUCUGAGCUUCGGCAUUAUGCUCCUCACGUGCCAAUUUUGCUUGUGGGAACAAAACUUGAUUUGAGAGAUGACAAGCAAUAUGUAAUUGAUAAUCCUGGGACAACUGUAAUAACAACUGCACAGGGAGAGGAAUUAAAGAAAUUAAUUGGUGCAGUCAUGUACGUAGAGUGCAGCUCAAAGACUCAGCAGAAUGUGAAGACAGUUUUCGAUGCUGCAAUAAAGGUGGCUUUGAGGCCACCAAAACCAAAGAAAAAGCAACGCAAGCAAAGAUCAUGCUCCUUCCUCUAAAUUCCAAUCAUGUUAAUAUUCAAAUUAUCAUAAUAUUAAUUUGUUCUUUAAAUAUAUAUAUAUAUAUAAAAAUACAAUAUAGCUAAUAUUAUGCUUUUUUUUUUUUUUUCUCGACAUUUGUUAUUGUAUUGGAUUAUACAAUUUUUUUCUUCUUGUUGUUUCUUGUGAAAGAAGGAAAAGCCAGAUGUAUUAAUUUGUUAUAAAACAAAAAUAGCCAAGUUCUAUAUAUACAUGAA
Humulus lupulus (European hop) is the source of this 938-nucleotide messenger RNA. Its product is annotated as rac-like GTP-binding protein RAC2. Gene Ontology annotation, biological process: regulation of actin cytoskeleton organization; cortical cytoskeleton organization; small GTPase-mediated signal transduction. The coding region runs from base 112 to 702 and encodes 196 amino acids. Lineage: Eukaryota; Viridiplantae; Streptophyta; Magnoliopsida; Rosales; Cannabaceae. The transcript is spliced from 7 exons. Gene Ontology annotation, cellular component: nucleus; cell cortex; cytoplasmic vesicle. The record is from RefSeq and is a predicted model, not a curated record. Gene Ontology annotation, molecular function: GTP binding; protein kinase binding; GTPase activity.